Messenger RNA from Pezoporus flaviventris, 777 nucleotides. RefSeq names its product olfactory receptor 5G25-like. Lineage: Eukaryota; Metazoa; Chordata; Aves; Psittaciformes; Psittacidae. Gene Ontology annotation, biological process: G protein-coupled receptor signaling pathway; sensory perception of smell. Gene Ontology annotation, cellular component: membrane. Gene Ontology annotation, molecular function: odorant binding; olfactory receptor activity. The record is from RefSeq and is a predicted model, not a curated record. The coding region runs from base 46 to 777 and encodes 243 amino acids. The transcript is spliced from 2 exons.
GGCAUCAUCAUCUUAAUCAGGGCCAGCCACCUCCUCCACUCCCCCAUGUAUUAUUUCCUGGGCAAUCUGGCCUCUGUAGACCUCUGUUCUUCCACUGUCAUCACCCCCAAGUUGCUGGUUGACUUGAUGUCAGAGAAGAAGAGCAUUGCUUAUGCUGGGUGUGUGGCUCAGGUCUUCCUCUUUCAGCUUCUUGGGAUAACUGAAUGCUUCCUGCUGGUUUCGAUGGUCUAUGACCGUUACGUGGCCAUUUGCCAUCCCCUGCUGUACCCCCUUGUCAUGUCCCCAAAGUGCUGUUUCCAGCUGGUGACUGCCUCGUACCUCAUGGGGCUGACCAAUGGCGUGGGACAGACCAUCAGCAUGUCCACCCUGUCCUUCUGCAGCUCCAGCACCAUCGACCUCUUCUUCUGUGACAUUUCCCCCCUCAUCUCACUUUCCACCUCUGACACCACCCUCAGCCACACCAUCCUGACCACUGCAGCAUCUCUCUUUGGUGUGUCCAGCAUCCUGGUUAUCCUGCUCUCCUACGUGGCCAUCAUCGCCACCAUCCUGAGCAUCAAUUCAGCCGAGGGCAAGCGCAAAGCCUUCUCCACCUGCACCUCCCAUUUCACUACUGUCAGCAUCUUCUAUGGGGCAUCCUUUUUUAUGUGUUUAUUCCCCAGCUCAGACAGUUCAAGGGCAGCAGAUAAAUGGGCUGUGGUGCUCUACACCGUGAGAGUGGCUGGAGGAAAGCACUUGAGUGUGACCACGUUUGUCCUCUUGGGCUUCCCCAACGUGUAG